AUGGGCAAGACCAAAGAGCGGUCAGACGACACCAGAGACCAAACUGUGGACCUCCACAAGGCUGGAAAGGUCUACGGGGCAAUUGGCAAGCAGCUUGUAGGUCCCUACACCCCACAGUCUUCUUCAGCUGCACCCCUGGAGCUGAGCCCAUUGCUACUGUCAACACCUGCUGAUUAUCUUCCACAAGGUUUAUUCGAGGAGGUGGAGAUCAGCUCUUGGUCAUCUGAAGAUGUUAAGGACUCUGCCGUGGCCGCAGCCUUCUCCCUGGAUCACAGCUAUCAGUCUUCUGGUAAGAGCAGCAAGCACUGCCCCCUGCAGUCAGCAAAGGCUAGUGACGUGGAGGCCAAAUGCCCGGAUCGCAGCCAGAAGCUGCCAUUGGAGGGCACCUCAAGAUCUGGAUUUAGGAGACGAAUUCGAGGGUAUGGAGCAAAGAACAAAGCCAGGAAACUGCAGGCGCGCUCCACCACAUCCAGGGAUGACAUGGCGAGCUCCGGUCAUGACACAGGGACGGUCCAAAGGUCCCGCACAUUCUCCCGGCUGCAGCAGCUUAGGAAGAAAUGUGUGAAUGGAUUCAUCAUGUUCUGCAGGUUAAACAGGCGUCUGUACCUGAGUGCGCACCCGGGCAAAGCAUCGACCACCGCAACCAAGGAUCUGGCAGAGCUAUGGAGAGUGAUGUCAGCCCGGGAGAGGCGCCCAUAUUGUAUGAAGGCUUUGCAGUUCAGCCUGCUGAAUGAUCGUUUGGUGAAGAGCGGCUCCUCGGGGCUCCCACAUGAGAACGUCUCUCCGCCAAAACCUGUGUCCGUGCUGCUGGCAGAGAAAGCUCGAUACCAGGAAGUGAUGGAACCUGGGGCCCAAGAUGCAACAACUGAUGACCGGAGCACCUUGAUGUGAUCAUCUAAAGACCAUAUUACCUGCCGAUGACUAGAGUCCCCCCAUAUUACCUGCCGAUAACCGGAGUCCCCCCAUAUUACCUGCCGAUAACCGGAGUCCCCCCAUAUUACCUGCCGAUGACCGGAGUCCCCCCAUAUUACCUGCCGAUGACCGGAGUCCCCCCAUAUUACCUGCCGAUGACCGGAGUCCCCCCAUAUUACCUGCCGAUGACCGGAGUCCCCCCAUAUUACCUGCCGAUGACCGGA
Molecule: messenger RNA, 1136 nt
Organism: Bufo gargarizans (Asiatic toad)
Lineage: Eukaryota; Metazoa; Chordata; Amphibia; Anura; Bufonidae
Gene: MEIOSIN
Product: meiosis initiator
Exons: 7
Coding region: 1-891 (296 amino acids)
Source: RefSeq, a predicted model, not a curated record